AUGAAGAGAAUCCUGUACCAUGAUCAAACUCUCUGGAUUCAGUCAUCCCUGGCCAGGAAGAAAAGUUCAAAACUCCUCGGACCUGCCCAGUACAUUAUGUCAGCUGUCAAUGACACCAAAUUCACACCUGCUGUGUUCCUUCUCACCGGGAUACCUGGGCAGGAAGACGUACAUCUCUGGAUCUCUGUCCCCUUCUGCUUAAUGUAUGUUAUUUCCAUAGUAGGAAAUUCAGUCAUUCUGUUCAUUGUAAAAACAGAUCCAAGCCUCCAUGAGCCCAUGUACAUUUUCCUUUCCAUGUUGGCGAUCUCAGACCUUGGCUUAUCGAUAUCCACCAUGCCAACAAUGCUGGGCAUAUUCUUGUUUAACUUUAGGGAGAUCAGCUUCGAUGCUUGUUUUGCCCAGCUGUUCUUCAUCCACACGCUUCAGUGCAUUGAAUCCUCUGUGCUCUUGUUGAUGGCCUUUGACCGCUUCAUCGCGAUCCGUGACCCGCUGAGAUAUGCUUCCAUCUUAACCCUGCCAAGAAUAGCCAAGAUGGGACUGGUGUGUGUGCUAAGAGGGGUGGCUGUAAUACUCCCACUCACCAUUCUCCUGAAACAGUUCCGAUACUGUCGAACCAAUGUCCUCUCCCAUUCCUACUGCCUGCACCAGGAGGUCAUGAAGAUGGCUUGUUCGGACAUCAGAGUCAACAAUAUCUUUGGCUUGUUUACCAAACUUGUAACAAUGGGGUUGGACUUGCUGCUCAUCUUCCUCUCUUAUGUGAUGAUCCUCAAAACAGUGCUGAGCAUCGCGUCCCAUGAUCAAUGCCUCAGGGCCUUGAACACCUGCGUCUCCCACCUCUGCGCCAUCCUGCUGUUCUACACGCCAGACAUCAGCCUGGUCGUGAUGUACAGAUUCUGGAAUAGCUCUUCUCACUUGCUUCAGAUUGUUCUGAGCUAUAUCUCUCUGCUGAUCCCGCCCCUGAUGAACCCAGUUGUGUACAGCGUGAAAAGCAAACACCUUCGUGCGAGGAUAAUCAGGGUGUUUGUCAAGUGA
Mauremys reevesii (Reeves's turtle) is the source of this 1032-nucleotide messenger RNA. RefSeq names its product olfactory receptor 51G2-like. Gene Ontology annotation, molecular function: G protein-coupled receptor activity; olfactory receptor activity. Gene Ontology annotation, biological process: G protein-coupled receptor signaling pathway. The record is from RefSeq and is a predicted model, not a curated record. The transcript has 2 exons. Gene Ontology annotation, cellular component: membrane. Bases 1 to 1032 code for a protein of 343 amino acids. Lineage: Eukaryota; Metazoa; Chordata; Testudines; Geoemydidae.